Amphibalanus amphitrite is the source of this 1798-nucleotide messenger RNA. Its product is annotated as mitochondrial dicarboxylate carrier-like. Gene Ontology annotation, molecular function: antiporter activity; thiosulfate transmembrane transporter activity; succinate transmembrane transporter activity. Gene Ontology annotation, biological process: succinate transmembrane transport; thiosulfate transport; phosphate ion transmembrane transport. Bases 155 to 1210 code for a protein of 351 amino acids. The transcript has 10 exons. Lineage: Eukaryota; Metazoa; Arthropoda; Thecostraca; Balanomorpha; Balanidae. The record is from RefSeq and is a predicted model, not a curated record.
GGUGGGGUGAGUUGGUUGAAAAUACCGAGACUUUUUUACCAUGGGUGGACCUUCACAGCUUUUUGCACCAAUAUGUUUUAGGACAGCAUUGGUGCUUUGAGAAGUGAAGGGAUUUGGCUCUUUGUGCCAGAGAUUUGGUAGUAUUUAUCCUGGUAUGGCAGCCCCGAAUUUAGUUUCAGAUAUGGCGCAUAUAAGACAGUUUCUCUGCGGACUGUUUACAUUCAGCCUGCAUUGCUCCGGGCGGCCACCCCUUUGCCCCGGAUGUGCCUGCGGUGGGUGGACUGAUUCUCUGACGUCUGUUUUCACUCAUUUUAUAGAAAAAGUAGCUGCUAACCAGCCCGCCAUGGCCAAUGAGGCUCGCAUCUCCAAGUGGUACUUUGGUGGACUGGCAUCAGCAGGAGCGGCAUGCUUCACCCAUCCACUGGAUUUGCUCAAGGUGCAUCUACAAACCCAGCAGGAGGGGAAGCUGAGCAUCGGUCGCAAUGUGAUGAACAUUGUACGGAACCAGGGAGUUCUGGCUCUGUACAACGGCCUGUCGGCGUCCCUCCUCCGGCAGCUGUCCUACUCGACGACACGGUUCGCCGUCUAUGAGGUAGCGAAGCAGCAGCUCUCCACUCCUGGUCAGCCGCUGCCCUUCUACAUGAAGGUGCUGAUCGCGGCCAGUGGAGGCGCGUGCGGCGGCUUUAUCGGUACGCCUGCCGAUAUGGUGAACGUACGGAUGCAGAAUGACAUCAAAAUUGCUCCGGAGAAACGACGCAAUUAUAAGCACGCUGUGGAUGGCCUGUACCGCGUGCUGCGCGAGGAGGGCGUGCACCGGCUGUUCUCGGGCGCCUCCUCGGCCACCGUCAGGGCCAUGCUGAUGACGGUCGGACAGCUCAGCUUUUACGAUCAGGUGAAGCAGACGCUGCUCGGCACCGGCUACUUUGAGGACAACGUGACCACCCACUUCACAUCCAGCCUGAUGGCGGGCGCCAUCGCCACCACGAUGACUCAGCCGAUGGACGUGAUCAAGACGCGAACCAUGAACGCCAAGCCCGGCGAGUUCUCGGGCAUGUGGCACAUUAUCACUCACACUGCCAAGCUGGGACCACUGGGAUUCUUCAAGGGCUACGUUCCGGCAUUUGUUCGCCUCGGGCCGCAGACAAUCCUCACAUUCGUCUUCCUUGAGCAGCUGAGGCAGAACUUCGGCGUUUUACCGGUGGCCAAGUAGUGCUGCCAUCUAGGGACGAUGGGACGCACUCAAAGUUGGCGGAAUGACCGUCGGGUGGCCAGCCAUGUCCAGGUGCAAUAUGCGAGACGAUCAGUUUUGAAGCGUGGCUUUCGGUGUGUUCGUAUUUUUGGUGGGAAUACAUAGGGAACCUUUAGGGAUUAAAAUGGAGCGGGUGGGUGUCUUCCGUGCGUCGAUGCCAUAGCUGUUAAUAGCCGAGUCAUAAAGCCGUUAGGAGAGGAACUUUGAUGCUACGUAUCUAUGCACGUGCAUUGACGAUGUCGCUCUAUUGAGCGCUGUCAUCUGUUAAGUGCAUUACUUAGGACAAUACCAGUUUUGAAGAUCUUUUCCCGGGCGGGUGAACAUAUUCAGGACUUUAGAGCAGAUGUUUUAUCUGUGUUGACUGCACUUUGAUGCAGUUGCUUGCCAGUGUUUGUAAGAUCGUGGAUCGGGAAACGAAUCGGCCUGUUUGAAUACUCCCCCCCCCCCCUGAGAAUGCGCGUGGGACUGAAGUGUAAGAGGACCGUGAGCGCGCGGUGGUACUUGUGUGUGGCGAUGAACGCAUUCGUAUGUAUACAUAUAUGGCCCAGA